Coniophora puteana RWD-64-598 SS2 is the source of this 225-nucleotide messenger RNA. RefSeq lists its product as uncharacterized. Lineage: Eukaryota; Fungi; Basidiomycota; Agaricomycetes; Boletales; Coniophoraceae. Gene Ontology annotation, molecular function: DNA binding; zinc ion binding. The record is from RefSeq and is a predicted model, not a curated record. The transcript is spliced from 2 exons. The annotation marks the transcript as partial.
GUAGGCACGACCAUUAUCAAAGGAGAUCUCCGCAUUGGCUCUCAAUACAGUUUACCCGAGGGAAAGGCGGCCUCAUGGCGUCACUGGGGCUGCACAACACCGGAGGUCAUCAACAACAUCAAGAAAGCUCUCAAAUCAGCUGAUGAUCUCGAAGGCUUUGAACAACUGAGAAAAGAGGAUCAGGAUCGCGUCCGUGACGCCUGGUUACUUGGCAAAAUUUCCGAU